ACCUCGUUGACAUCAACACCACGACCAUUAAAAGUCUCUACGUGGCUCUGUGGUAAAACUGUGAAGUCUUUUAUUUUUUAAAAUUUUCUUCUACAACAGUGAGAUUGAAGCUAAAUCAUGCUGGCAACCAGGGCUUUGCUGUCAAAACAAACGCUGGCUGUUCUUUCUCGCCAGCCUGCCUGCUUUGUGCACCAGGGUGACUACGGCAACUGGGGAAAUACUAACGUUGCAGUGGUUUUCUCAGGAUGCGGAUGGUGGGACGGCACUGAUGUCCAUGAAGGGGUUUACACCAUGUACCACCUGAGCCGUAACGGCGCCCGCUUCCAGAUGUUUGCUCCAAAUCAACAGCAGAUGCACGUGAUUGACCACAUGAGAAAGCAACCUGCCUCUGGAGAGAACCGGAAUAUGAUGAUGGAGGCAGCCCGCUUCAGUCACGGACAGGGAAUGACGCAAAUGCAGGACCUGUCCAAGCUGGACGUCAACAGCUUCGACGCCGUCAUCUUUCCAGGAGGACAUGGAAUCAUCAAGAAUCUAUCCUCUUUUAUGAAGGACGGCAAAGACUGCAAGCUGCACGGCGACGUGGAGAGGGUGCUUAAGGAUUUCCAUCGUUCACGCAAGCCUAUCGGACUCGCCAGCAUGGCUCCUGUGCUGGCCUGCCGUGUGCUGCCGAGCAUUGAGGUAACCAUGGGUUACGAGCGAGACGACAACACCCGCUGGGGACACUGGCCAAACACAAACAUGGUGCAGGCUGUGAAGGGCAUGGGUGCUCGCCACAACGUCCGUGAGCCAUAUGAAGCCUAUGUGGAUGAGAAGAACAAAGUGGUUAGCACUCCAUCCUUCAUGUGGGAGACUGACUAUCACUAUCACUAUAUAUUUGAUGGUAUUGGAAAUAUGGUCAAGCAUGUCAUGCGCAUGUCAACCAAGUGAGGUGGCGUCUGGAGAAGAAAUAGUGCUACCACAAAAUAUACACCUGUGUACUGUGAUGAAUUCUUACCUGAAACAAUAAAAAAUAGUUUAGUAAAACAGCAAA
Oreochromis niloticus (Nile tilapia) is the source of this 1030-nucleotide messenger RNA. RefSeq names its product glutamine amidotransferase class 1 domain containing 3, like (gene gatd3l). The transcript is spliced from 7 exons. Lineage: Eukaryota; Metazoa; Chordata; Actinopteri; Cichliformes; Cichlidae. Gene Ontology annotation, cellular component: mitochondrion. Bases 118 to 927 code for a protein of 269 amino acids. The record is from RefSeq and is a predicted model, not a curated record.